This is a messenger RNA of Olea europaea var. sylvestris, 1016 nucleotides long. RefSeq names its product transcription factor bHLH106-like. The coding region runs from base 90 to 794 and encodes 234 amino acids. The record is from RefSeq and is a predicted model, not a curated record. Gene Ontology annotation, molecular function: DNA-binding transcription factor activity; protein dimerization activity. The transcript is spliced from 2 exons. Lineage: Eukaryota; Viridiplantae; Streptophyta; Magnoliopsida; Lamiales; Oleaceae. Gene Ontology annotation, biological process: regulation of DNA-templated transcription.
AAUGAAAGAAAUAAUAGAAAAAGCCGCACCAAACCUAAACUUACUAUCCCACCACCGAAAGUUUUCUGUGACUGAUAUCUGUCCACAGCAUGCAACCAAAGAAUUCGCCAGAAACUUCAGCUUUUCAUCAAGUUCCAGCGGGAAAUUGCUUCGUGUACGGAUUUCCGGCAAUGGAGAGUUACUGUAGUUCGUAUUUUUACCCGAUGGAGGUGCGGGAACUUAUGCAUGCUCCUGAAGCUGAAGCGUCACGAGCUCUUACUGCAUCUGAGAAUCAUAAAGAAGCUGAGAGGAAACGUAGAGAGAGAAUCAACUCUCAUCUGGAAAGGCUUAAGACCAUUCUUCUUUGCAAUUCUAAAACAGAUAAAGCUACACUUCUUGCUAAGGUGGUUGAACGAUUGAGAGAAUUGAAGCAGCAGACAUCAGAAAUAAUGCAAUUUGAUCAAACAUUACCUUCUGAGACUGAUGAAAUCACAGUUAUCCAAAAUGAACAUAGUUCUGCUGAUAGAAAAUCACUAAUCCAGGCUUCCCUUUGCUGUGAAGACCGAAUCAACCUCCUACCUGAUCUUAUCGAGGUACUGAAGUCGUUGCAUUUGAGUCCUUUGAGGGCAGAAAUUGUAACGUUGGGAGGAAGAAUCAGAAAUGUGAUAGUAAUGGCUGGUGAUAAAGAACAGACUGACGAAUCUGUUGUGCUUUUGAAAGAUGCGUUGAAAAAUCUAGUCCUACAUUCGAGUUAUGGAUCCGGGGGAAGUUCGAAAAGGCGAAGAAUACUGGGUGGCCAAAGAAUCAUAGGCUAGGGUAAGAUUAUAGGUGGAAAAAUUAAGUGAAAAGAAGUUCACCUUUUUUUCUUGAAUCUUGCUUGCAAAUUUUAGUGCAUUUUAAAGUUGGAUAGCUAUCUUGUAUUUGUGACUUGUUUCUAUGAUAAUUUUCCUUAAUUAUGUGAAACAUUGUCUUCAAUAAACCAAAUGUAAAAUUUUGUUUUUUAAGAUCAUUUUAUAUGUACUGGCCUGCAUUUGUAA